Molecule: messenger RNA, 3122 nt
Organism: Anolis sagrei ordinatus
Lineage: Eukaryota; Metazoa; Chordata; Lepidosauria; Squamata; Anolidae
Gene: COG1
Product: component of oligomeric golgi complex 1
Biological process (GO): intra-Golgi vesicle-mediated transport
Cellular component (GO): Golgi apparatus; COG complex
Source: RefSeq, a predicted model, not a curated record
CCUGGUCAAAGAUGGCGGGCGGUGACACGUCAAGGGGAGGGCAGAGGGGACGGUUCCGGGUGGCGAAAGGCGAGGGCUUCGGCGCGAUGGCGGCGGCGGGCAGGGAGGAGGCGGCGGCGGCGGCGGCGAUGGCCUGCCUGAAGCGGGGCGGUCCGGGGGCGGCGGAGUCGCUGUUUGAGGCGCACACGGCGGCGGAGCUGCGGGCGGUGGAGCGGCGCCUGCGCGCGGGCAUCGAGGGGAAGCGCGAGGAGCUGCGGCAGAUGGUGGGCGAGCGCUACCGGGACCUCAUCGAGGCGGCAGACACCAUCGCGGAGAUGCGGCUCAGCGCACAGCGCCUCCUGGAGGCCGUGAGGGGAUUGCAGCGCCAGCAGCAGCAGCAGAGGCAGGACGGCGCCAAGGGGAGGAGGGCGGCCCCGCCAACAGCGCCCCCUGCCGCCCAGUCGCAGGAGAAGUUCUAUUGCUUGGCAGCACAGAUCCAGCUCCUGCUGCAGAUUCCUGAGAAAAUCUGGAGUGCCAUGGAGUCCUGUCAGUACCUGUAUGCUACCCAGUUGUACCUGCUGUGCUGCCACCUCCAUGGGCUCCUGCAGUUGGAUUCUUCUGGCACCCGCUACAGCCCAAUUUUGGCGCGCUUCCCUAUCCUUGCACGACAAGUAGCAGCAGCCAGCCACUUUCGGUCAACUAUUCUACAGGAGAGUAAGUCCCUGCUAAAAUCCCAGACUGUUCAGGAUCAAGGAGUAGCAGAGGCCUUGUGCGCAGCCAUGCUUCUUGAGGAUAGUUCUCCACGCCAGGCUCUUGCAGAUUUUCUGCUGGCCAGGAAGUCUGCGAUCCAGCAGCUUCUGAAUCAGCCUCAUCACGAUGCUGGCAUAAAAGCGCAAGUCUGCUCCUUGGUGGAUCUCCUAGCCACAACGUUGUUUCAGGCUCAUGCCCUCUUCUAUACACUGCCAGAAGGAACACCAGCAGAUCCAUCUCUUCCCUGUGGCUUGCUCUUUUCAACAUUGGAGACCAUCACAAGUCAGCACCCAACAGGUAAAGGCAUCACAGUUUUGAAUGAAGAAAGCAAGUUGAGCAGCUCCUUCAAACACUUGCCGUCUUCUGUCACAGAAUUCCAGCCAGCGCUCAGGACUUUGGCACAUCCCAUUAGCCAGGAUUACCUAAAAGACACCCUCCAGAAAUGGAUCAAUGUCUGCAAUGAAGAUAUCGUAUCUGGGAUCACAAGCCUGCUGGUGUAUGUGAAAAGCCUGAAAGGUUUGGCUGGGAUCCGUGAUGCUGUAUGGGAGCUGCUCACUAGUGAGUCCAUGAGUCAAAACUGGGAAACAGUAUGUCGCUGUCUUCUUGACAAGCCCUUCUCUCUCUGGGAAGAUCUGUUACGGCAACUCUUCUUGAACAGGUUACAGACACUGACAGAGGAAGGAUUUGAUGACAUCUCCAGCAGCUCCAGAGAGCUCCUUGUUCAGGCUGUACAGGAGCUUGAGACUAAAUUUGACGCUUCUGCCCCCAACAAGAGCAUCCUCUUUGAACAUAACAUGGCUUCCUUCUUAUGGUCAGAGAAUCCUAAUGACUUGCCACCUGAUGCUGCUUGGAUCAGUGUGGGGAACCGCAGCCAGUUCGCCAAGAGUGGGUUGUCCAUGAAGGCUCAGGCCCACAGCCCUGGAGUCCAGAGCUUCUGCAGUGCUUUGGAUUCCAAACUCAAGGCCAAACUGGACGACCUUCUCUCUUACCUGCCUACGGAUUCCCCUUCAUCUAAGGACAUUCAGCAGAUCCAGUCCAGGAACUCUGCCUUUGACAGAUUUGCUGAUGCAGGGACGGUGGAGGAGUUGUUGCGCAGCCACUGUAUCCGCUGUGUGGAUCAUGUGCUGGAUUGUGUUCGGGGAGAGCUGUGCCGUGCUCAGAAAGUGCUCCAGGGGUGUAAAGAUGCUUUGCACAACCCCCAGAUUAACACUGUCCUUUUCAUGGCGCGGCUCUGUCGGUCGUUAGGGGAGCUGUGCCCACACUUGAAGCAGUGCAUCCUGGGGAAAUCAGGCUGCCCAGACAAUGUGACCAGAGACCCCUGGCCUCUGAAAAAGGCGGGGAAAGGGAAGACUCAGGAAGUGAACCCUAUCAAGUCAAAAUGGCAAGAACUGAAGGAACGGCUGCUGCAGAAUAGCCUGGCUGCCUAUCAGAUCUGGAGCAUCACUGUUGCAAAAAUCCUGGUCCAGAGUUUCGCAAAGUCGCUGCUAAAGGAUGAACCUGGGUCCAUUCUGGCAACUGCCACCAACUGGGAGGAGAUUGAAAUUGAGGAAGAGACUGAAACUGGAAGCAGUGUAAAGUCCAAGAUACGGCUACCUGUCCAGCCAUCGUGGUGUGUUCAGUCCCUUCUCUUCAGCCUGUGCCAAGAGGUCAAUCGAGUCGGAGGUCACACUCUUCCCAAGGUCACCUUGCAAGAAUUGUUGAAGACUUGUAUGACUGAAGUAUUAGCUGGUUAUGAAAAGCUCUCUGAAGUGAAACAGGAAAAGAAGGAAGGAACGUUACCCAUGACUCAGAACAGAGCUUUGCAACUCUUAUAUGAUCUUCGGUAUCUGAAUAUAGUUUUGACGGCCAAGAGCGAAGAUAUGAAAAGCAGCAGAAACAAACAAGAUUCCAGGAUUGAGAAGCAUACAGACUUUCUGGAGAGUUAUAUUGAUCCUUUUGACUUGGAUGUAUUUACUCCACACUUGAACAGCAACCUUAAUCGUCUUGUGCAGCGAACCUCUGUUUUGUUUGGCUUAUUAAUGGGAUCAGAGAAUCAGUACAGCAGCCGAAGCAGUACUUUAACGUCUCAGGAACUGCAUAACAUCCUACCUCUUGCAUCUUCUCAGAUCAGAUUUGGACUGUUACCUCUUAGUAUGUCAAGCUCUCGUGCGACUAAGUCAGCUCUGAGAAACAGUGAACAUAAACCUCAGUAUGAUGCAGACGAAUAACCCCUGAAGAACAUUGUUGGGCAGACUCCAACUACUGCCUUUAUGAGAGAAGAAACCUUUCGCCCUGGUUCCCUAUUCAAGCAGCUUGCAGCAGAGGAAGAAGACACAGCAACACCAUCUUUGUUUAAACUUGGCUGGCUUUCAAGCAUGACUAAAUGAUGAGCCAAUAAAAUAUGAACUCUUGUA